AUGGCCUCUAGAACGCUAUCCUUCUCCUCGCUGGCCUCCGCCUUCGCCCCCUUCCCGGCGCGCUCCAGACCCCGGCACCCUCCCCUCCGCCUCCUCGGCCUCCACCUCACCUCCGGGCAUCUCCUCCGCGCCUCCACCCUCUCCACCGCCGCUGCCCCCGCCCCUGAUGCGGACGCGGACGCGGACGCCGACCCCUACGAGGGCGUCGACACCGUCGAGCAUCUCCUCGCCCCAAAGCCCACCUCCCCGGGCGGCGGUCGGAUGGGCCGGCUCAUGAAGAUGCAGCGCCGCGCCGACGCCGACGGCCCGGCGGCGGGGCGGGGCAGGUGGUUCCCUUACCUGGACGCGUUCCGGGGAGCGGGGGGCGUGGAGGUGACCAGCCAGGAGGUGGUGGACGUGCUGGAGCCGUACAUCCUCGAGCCGCGGCGGGACCGGAUCCGCCGCGCCGUCCAGAGCAGGAGCUACGCCGUCUGCCUGGUCGUCGAGGGCCUCACCGACUUUGGGAACGUCUCCGCGGCGUUCCGCUCCGCCGACGCGCUCGGCGUGCAGUCCGUGCACGUCAUCUCCUGCGAGGACAACAAAAGGUAUAGAGACAACAGGCACGUGAGCAUGGGUGCCGAGAAAUGGCUUGACAUCGAGCUAUGGAGCUCACCUGCAGAAUGUUUUGAUGCUUUGAAAAAGCGUGGUUAUCGCAUUGCAUGUACUAGUUUGGGAAGUGAUUCGGUUUCUGUGUAUGACAUGGAUUGGUCUCAUCCAACGGCUAUCGUUGUGGGCAAUGAGACUAUGGGUAUUAGCGACGUCGCUCUGAAGUUGUCGGACAUGCACUGUAGUGUUCCAAUGAAAGGCAUGGUGGAUUCUUUUAAUGUAUCUGUUGCAGCUGGAAUCCUUAUGCACCAUGCUGUUUAUGAUAGAGUUUCUCGCCUUUUUCAAUUACAGGGUCAGAAUGGCGAUCUCACGUCUGAAGAAAAUAGAAUAUUGCUGGCAGAGUUCUAUCUGCGUCAUCGAGAGAGCACAGCUACGGUCAUUCAUGAAUAUGCCAAAAGGAAGGCAAAUAAUUUGGUGGCCAAACUUUGA
Molecule: messenger RNA, 1074 nt
Organism: Triticum turgidum subsp. durum (durum wheat)
Lineage: Eukaryota; Viridiplantae; Streptophyta; Magnoliopsida; Poales; Poaceae
Source: the annotation of a GenBank genome assembly